UUAGGUUUAUUUAUUGUGGAAAUAUUGAAUUAAAGAAUUUACAAGGUCCUGAUGUAUUGAAAUUGUUAAUUGCAGUUGAUGAACUCAAUAUUCAUUCUUUGGUUUCUCAUAUUCAAGAAUUUUUGAUUGAACAUCAAACUGAAUUUUUAUAUCAAAAUCCAACUGAAAUUCUUGAAACUGUUUAUCAACAUGAAACAUUUACAGAUUUAUGGAAUUUCUGCCUUGAAAAAAUUUGUGAUGAACCUAAAGUUUUAUUCAAUUCUGAUAAAUUUAUUGAUUUAAAAGCUCCUUUAUUAGAAUUAUUGUUAAAAAGAGAUGAUUUAAAUAUGGAUGAAAUUGAAAUUUAGGAAAAUUUGUUAAAAUGGUGUUUUUCUCAACAAAAUAUGAAGAAUGAACCAUUUAAAUGGAAUAAAGAAGAUAUUACAAAGAUUGAGAGGGCAUUGUACAGAUUUAUUCCUGUAAUUCGAUUUUAUGAUAUUGAACCUACAGACUUCUUUUAUAAAGUUUAUUGUUAUAAAGAUAUCUUACCAUACGAUUUAAUACAUGAUCUCUUGGAAUUUCAUAUAGUUCCUAAUAUUAAGCCUAAAUCUAAUUUAACACCUUCAAGAAAACCAAAUUUUAAAUAUCAACUUGAUUCAACCUUGAUUGGAUCGAACUAUAUUCCUAUUUUUGCUUCAUGGGUUGAUAAAAUGGAUUCUUCAUACUAUAAUAGAAAAAAUAUUCCUUAUGACUUUAAAUUAUUGAACCGCUCAAGUCAAGAUGGAAAUAAUAUUUCAUCUUUUCAUAAAAAUUGUGUUAAUAAAGGAGCCACUAUUUGGAUUGGAAAAAUUAAAAAUUCUGCACAAUUAAUUGGUGGAUAUAAUCCACUUGAUUGGGAUCAAAGUUUCUCUUGGAAAACUACAGCAGAUAGUUUUUUAUUUAAUUUUACAAAUGGAAAAGAUUUUUCCACUGCAAAAAGAAGUUAUGUUAGUAUGCAGAAUAUGGCUGUUUAUUGUAGUCCCAAUCAUGGAACAACUAUGGGUAAUUUACAACAUUAUAAAAAUAGUUGGUCUUAUAAUAAUUCUGAUAAUGGAAAUCGUUAUCCUAAAAUAGGGAUCCCAGAAAAUUUUGAAGUAGAAGAUUAUGAAGUAUUUCAAGUAAUUAAAAAAUGAAAAUAAAAGUUUAUAAAUAUUUGUUUCAUCUUCUAAUACCAUUUUAUAUUCAUUAAAA
Molecule: messenger RNA, 1209 nt
Organism: Rhizophagus irregularis DAOM 181602=DAOM 197198
Lineage: Eukaryota; Fungi; Glomeromycota; Glomeromycetes; Glomerales; Glomeraceae
Source: RefSeq, a predicted model, not a curated record